Trichoderma asperellum CBS 433.97 is the source of this 346-nucleotide messenger RNA. NCBI's taxonomy places the organism in Eukaryota, Fungi, Ascomycota, Sordariomycetes, Hypocreales, Hypocreaceae. The record is from RefSeq and is a predicted model, not a curated record.
GUACAUUCUGAAGCUUAGCUUUUGUUUCAUGGAAGCCCAUGAGUCCUUGUCAUCCAGUUUCUGCUUUUACAAUCUGUUCUCGUGCUUCGCUACGGUUUCUCGUGUUUUAUUAUUUUAUUAUUCUUUACAGCGGGAUAGCUUGGUCUUUCCCCAAGUGUUUAGGAUUUUAUCUACGGCAGCUGAAGCGGCGUCUGCUGUUUCUAGCACGAGGUGCUAAUGGGAGUUGGGUGGUGAGUUAGUAAAGCGUACUAUGUAUCAUUGACGGUAAAGAGAUUUGGCAGUUUGACCGGCCUGGGGAGAAAGAGGUUUUGCGGAUUUAACUGCCUAGAUCCCACAAUAGGACGCG